AUGGCAACUUUUAAAACCAUAAAAAAACACCAUAAACACCUUAAUAAUCCUUUCCCAUCAACCCCAAAAUCUCUGCCUCUUAUUCAAGGUAACCUCUUUUUCAAUCCUUCUUCACUCCCUUGUCACCAUUUUUACUCCAUUGGAACCAAUUUUCAAGCUUUUUGGAGCUCCAAAAAUGGUGGGUAUUUAUCAAUUUCUCAUCUUUCUCAACCUAAAACAUCAAUUUGGUCCACCAUUUCUGGGAAAAGUUUCAUUUCUGCUGCAUUAGCUGAAACAGAGGUAGAAGAAAGCAGAGGAUCAUUUGCAAUAAAAGAUAGCAAAAUCAAUUUAGUAUGUAAACAUCAGAUUAUUGAAAAUAUUCAAGUGAUUAAUCAUGAUUUUGAUGGGAAUUUAGAGAUUAAUGAUCUAGAUUUUCCAUCUGGGUAUCUUGGAUUAGAUCUUAAACAAGCUUCAAAAGGUGCAAAUUCUCCUGUUUUGGUGAUCACAGGUAGAAUUUUCAGAAAACAGAAAAAGUUCCAGAAAUCUGGAAUUCAAGAAAAGUUGAUUGUUGAUGAGAUUGUUUCUUCUUGUUCUGCUAAAUAUUGGGUUCUUUUUUAUCAGAAGAACAAUCAUCAAAUUGGGUUUCAAGUGAAACUUGGUAAACCAAAUUAUGAAUUAUAUCAUCAGAAACCCAAAUAUGUUCAUAAGAAAUCGGGUCGAAUUCGGAGGCGAAGAUUUGGACUAUGGUGGUUUCUUGCAAGGUCUAAAGGUUUAGCAGCUGUGAUUUCAGUUGAAGAUGAUGAAAGAGAGGAAAAGUGGUUGGCAAAAUCUCUAGAGUUUAACAGGAUAUGCAUGACAUAUUUUAGUGAAGGAAAUGAGAGAUUUUAUGGUUUUGGAGAACAAUUUUCACAUAUGGAUUUCAAAGGUAAAAGAGUUCCUAUUUUUGUGCAAGAACAAGGGAUUGGAAGAGGAGAUCAACCUAUAUCUCUAGCAAUCAAUUUGGUUAGUUAUAGGGCAGCAGGUGAUUGGAGUACAACCUAUGCUCCUUCUCCGUUCUAUAUGACGUCAAAGAUGAGAUCUCUUUACUUAGAAGGAUAUGACUACACCAUAUUCGACUUAACAAUGCAAGAUAGGGUUCAGAUUCAGGUACAUGGAAAUUCAAUUGCAGGAGCAAUAUUGCAUGGGAACUCUCCUACUGAGAUCAUUGAGACAUUCACACAAUCAAUAGGAAGACCUCCUGAACUUCCUCCUUGGAUUAUUUCAGGGGCCGUUGUCGGAAUGCAGGGAGGCACUGAGACUGUACGAAAUACAUGGGACAUUUUGAAGACUUAUGAUGUUCCGAUUUCUUCAUUCUGGCUUCAGGAUUGGGUUGGACAAAGAGAAACACUAGUAGGAUCACAACUAUGGUGGAACUGGGAAGUAGACACAACGCGGUAUAGAGGAUGGCAGCAACUUGUCAAAGAUCUCAACAACCAGCAUAUAAAAGUCAUGAGCUAUUGCAAUCCCUGUCUAGCACCAUCUGAUGAGAAGCCAAACAGAAGGAGAAACAUGUUUGAGGAAGCAAAGAAGUUGGACAUACUAGUGAAAGACAAGAAUGGAGAGCCAUACAUGGUUCCUAAUACGGCCUUUGAUGUAGGGAUGUUGGAUUUGACGCAUCCAGAAACUGCACCAUGGUUCAAAAACAUCCUACAAGAAAUGGUUGAUGAUGGAGUCAGGGGUUGGAUGGCUGAUUUUGGUGAAGGCCUCCCUGUUGAUGCUACCCUCUAUUCAGGUGAAGAUCCCAUAGCUGCACAUAACAGAUACCCAGAGUUGUGGGCUCAGAUAAACCGGGAGUUUGUCGAUGAGUGGAAAUCGAGCUGCGUAGGCAAGCAAAAGGAAGACCCUGAAGAGGCGUUGGUGUUCUUCAUGAGGGCAGGUUUCAGGGAUAGUCCAAAAUGGGCAAUGCUUUUCUGGGAGGGAGAUCAAAUGGUUAGUUGGCAAGCAAAUGAUGGGAUUAAAAGUGCUGUUGUUGGCCUGCUUAGCAGUGGAAUUUCUGGUUAUGCUCUUAAUCACAGUGAUAUUGGAGGCUAUUGUGCUGUGAAUAUGCCUCUGAUCAAGUAUCAUAGGAGUGAAGAGCUGCUUUUGAGAUGGAUGGAAUUUAGUGCUUUCACCACUGUAUUCCGGACUCAUGAAGGAAAUAAACCAUCCUGCAACUCCCAAUUCUACUCUAAUCAUAACACAUUAUCACAUUUCGCCCGCUUGGCAAAGGUGUACAAUGCUUGGAAAUUCUACAGAAUCCAACUUGUUAAGGAAGCUUCUAAGAAGGGCCUUCCGGUGUGCCGCCACUUAUUUCUUCACUACCCAGAAGAUGAAUAUGUUCAGACAUUAACAUACCAGCAGUUCCUAGUUGGAUCGGAGAUUAUGGUGGCACCUAUAGUUGACAAAGGUAAAAGAGAAGCAAAGGUGUAUUUUCCUUUGGAAGAGAACAAAAUUUGUUCUUGGAUACAUAUUUGGACAGGAAAUGUGUACAGUUGUCUAGGUACUGAAGCUAAGGUAGAUGCUUCAUUAGGUUAUCCAGCAGUAUUUGUUAAGUCUGGAUCAUUAGUUGGUGAAACUUUCCUACAAAAUUUGAGAGAUUUUGAAAUUCUAUGAUGCUAUAUAUGAAGAAGUGCAAGGUAGCAUGUCACGACAUCGAGUCUAAGAGAUGCUGAUUGUAUAUGAUGAAACCAUUCAUUUAUUUUUAGAAAUGAAAAGAAUUCAUUAUUUAAAAUA
Beta vulgaris subsp. vulgaris (sugar beet) is the source of this 2730-nucleotide messenger RNA. RefSeq lists its product as uncharacterized. Bases 1 to 2610 code for a protein of 869 amino acids. The transcript is spliced from 8 exons. NCBI's taxonomy places the organism in Eukaryota, Viridiplantae, Streptophyta, Magnoliopsida, Caryophyllales, Amaranthaceae. Gene Ontology annotation, molecular function: carbohydrate binding; hydrolase activity, hydrolyzing O-glycosyl compounds. The record is from RefSeq and is a predicted model, not a curated record. Gene Ontology annotation, biological process: carbohydrate metabolic process.